This is a messenger RNA of Symbiodinium sp. CCMP2456, 831 nucleotides long. Lineage: Eukaryota; Dinophyceae; Suessiales; Symbiodiniaceae. The record is from the annotation of a GenBank genome assembly.
AUGGCCGUUUCAAAGGUCUUCUUCUCGACGCCGCCUCUGCUUGGGCACAAUGAGGCUUACCUCCCACCGAUCAAGGGUAUGGGCCAUGUAGCACAGCUGUUGGCUGGGCCGGCUCUGAUGAUCCUGGUCCUGGGCUUGCAGAAUCUCAAGAGGCAGCUCACAAACACCCACAAGAGCGAGCUCUACGAGCACAUCUGGAAGUUUAUUUCCAAGGCCGAGGCCCGAGACAAGACCGGGCGAAUCGUCCAAUACUUCUGCCGCUUCCUGCAAGGCUUCCUGGGCCACAUGUCCGAAGGCUUCUGGCUCCAGGCCUGGAAGCCCGUGAUCGCCGAGGUUCAAACGACACUUGCCUGGGCUCGUCGCACCCACCGAUGGGGCAAGGAGCUCCCGCACAUCCCAGCGCUGGGGAAGGCCAUUGAGAGCGGCGACAUUCUGGAGGCAGCUCAGCGGGCAGUACUCAUCACCUUCUUGAUCCAGGAUCAUAUCUACUGGCUGCUGAAAGUUGGCAUCCUCAAAUUCCAGAACUACACCGCGAUCCAGUGGCAUCGGAGAAAUCUCAGGUUCAUCACACUGUCCCACGUGCUCAACUUCUCUCUGUGCGUGCGGCAGGUCAUGAACAUUCGAAAGAAGCAGCAGGCAAUGAAGCCGGAAGACAAAGACGCAAUCAAGCAAGCGGAUAAGAAGGUCUAUGACGAAAUGAGAAUGAUGGUCAGGUAUACUCUGACCUUCAUUCAGAUGCUGCACGUCUCACAGGUGAAGAAGAUGGACGACUGGUACAUCGGCUUGAUGGGCGUGGCGUCCUCGUACAUUGACGCGUCGAAGCAGUGGUGA